CUUAUAUGAAUUUUUAGUUUCAGAAAAACAAAACAAAAUUAAAUAUCUACCAGUGUCUACCAUUGUCUACCAGUGUCUAGUGUGUCUAGGAUGUCUAGUAUAUCUCCAAGAAAUCAAACAGAACAGGAGCGAUUACGGCCAGGACAGGAAAAAAAAGAGGAGGAUGGAGGUUAUGGAUGGGUUGUCGUAAUAGCCAGUUUCUUGAUUAAUAUGGUUGUGGAUGGUAUUUCAUACUCUUUUGGUAUUCUUCUCGAACCAAUGAAAAUGGAAUUACAAAGUAACACUGGUAGUAUAUCUUUAGUUGGGAGCACACUGGCAGGUAUGACAAUGCUGACCGGACCUGUAUCCGCAGCUUGCUGUAACAGAUUUGGAACCAGGAAAACUUGUAUAUUAGGAGGUUUGAUUUCCAGUGUAUCCCUUCUUGUAUCCAGCUAUUGUAAUACUACUAUAUCAAUCAUAUUAAGUUACGGAUUGUUGGGAGGGUUUGGCUUGGGUCUGAUGUAUGUACCUGCAGUAGUCUGCGUGAGUCAGUACUUUAAUAAACAACUGUCCUUAGCUACAGGGAUAUCUGUUUGUGGGUCGGGGGCUGGAACUUUCUUAUUUGCCCCUCUGGUCGCUAAACUAGUUGGAUUGUACGGGUGGCGAGGAUGCAACAGGUUAGAUUACAUUUUAAAUUUUUAAAGUUUUUGAUAUAGU
This is a messenger RNA of Eurytemora carolleeae, 696 nucleotides long. RefSeq names its product monocarboxylate transporter 14. Gene Ontology annotation, biological process: monocarboxylic acid transport; transmembrane transport. Gene Ontology annotation, molecular function: monocarboxylic acid transmembrane transporter activity. The record is from RefSeq and is a predicted model, not a curated record. The transcript has 8 exons. Lineage: Eukaryota; Metazoa; Arthropoda; Copepoda; Calanoida; Temoridae. The coding region runs from base 91 to 681 and encodes 196 amino acids.